AACUCACAGCUGUUAGGUUGAGAAACGUCUAGAUCAGUGAUGAAGUUAGGGCUUGAGGAAAUGGCUGCGUUUUGUAUUGCUUAAAGGACAGCAGCCAGCCCGAGCAGGGUAAGUCAGCAGGAUGCUCCCGGUGUGCCUCUGCGGCAGCGAUGUGGUCUCUAAGGAAACCUGUGCCUGAUGCUCGCAGCCUGGGCAGUGCUGGCGGCCCAGGGCCGUCUGUCUGCUGCCUGCUGAUGGAGGCUGCGCCGCAUCCACCAGGCAGGGCUCUGCACGCAUGCCCGUCUUCCCCGGCGUUUAGUGGUGUCAACUUAUUAAUUUCCAUCUUCGACUUCAGGCCUGUUAGUUUCCUGUCUGAAAGCAUUAUUACUUUUGUCCAUGUGGCAAAAUAAUUAGCAUACAGAUGAGAAGUGGCCCCGUGUCUGCGCGCCGAUAGAGAGAAGAUGUGCGGUUCGAAGUUGAUUGGAUGAAUGGAGAACAAAUGGUGGGCGUUCAAAAGCAUUAGAAGAGUUUUGUAGUCGCGGAGCAGGCUGGAGAAUUUUCUGGGGGUCCCACAGAGGCUGCAGCUGAGGUCCGGGUGUGUGCAAUUUUCAGCGGGGCUUUGCCCUACUCAGGUUGACUACUGAAGAAUCACAGAGUGUGGAAAAGAACAGUAGGAGGAAUUGGUGAGGACAUCCAGCUAGCAUCUCCAAGUCCUGUGGUGGGAGCCAGCAGUGCUGGUCCAAAGAGGACCCAGAGAGUGAACUCAGAGUGACCACAUCUGGUAGAAGAGGGGAAGAUGUAGUUACUGAGUCCAGUCCAGUGUUUGUGUCUCUCACAAUUGUCAACUAAGGAAAGGCUCCAGCUGGCCCCACAGACAUAUGGAUAUUCCAGGAGCCACGUAAAGAUGGAGAAAUGGAGGCACAGAGAAAUUAAGUGACUUGGCCACAGGCACAAGCUGGGGAGGGCCAGGGAAAGCCUAGAGAGAGCUGGCUCUGGGCCUGUAUCCUGCCCACGGAGUCACCCUGCCUCCGUCCUCAGGAGAGAAGGCUUCCUACAAGAUGGACGUGGACACUGAGGAGAAGCGCCAUCGCACACGGUCCAAAGGGGUUCGAGUUCCUGUGGAGCCAGCCAUACAAGAGCUGUUCAGCUGUCCCACUCCAGGCUGCGACGGCAGCGGUCACGUCAGUGGCAAAUAUGCACGACACAGAAGUGUAUAUGGUUGUCCCUUGGCUAAAAAAAGAAAGACGCAAGAUAAACAACCCCAGGAACCUGCUCCCAAGCGAAAACCAUUUGCAGUAAAAGCAGAUAGUUCCUCAGUAGACGAAUGCUAUGAGAGUGACGCUACUGAAGACAUGGAUGAUAAGGAGGAAGACGAUGAUGAGGAGUUCUCUGAAGACAAUGAUGAGCAAGUGGAUGAUGACGAUGAAGAUGAGGUGGAUAGGGAAGAUGAGGAGGAGAUCGAAGAGGAAGAUGAUGAAGAUGAUGAUGAUGAAGAAGAUGGUGAUGAUGUAGAAGAGGAAGAAGAGGAUGAUGAUGAAGAGGAGGAAGAAGAGGAAGAGGAAGAAGAAAAUGAAGACCAUCAAAUGAGUUGUACUCGAAUAAUGCAGGACACAGACAAGGAUGAUAACAACAAUGAUGAGUAUGAUAACUAUGAUGAACUGGUAGCUAAGUCGCUAUUAAAUCUUGGCAAAAUUGCUGAGGACGCAGCAUACCGAGCUAGGACUGAGUCAGAAAUGAACAGCAAUACCUCCAAUAGUCUGGAGGAUGAUAGUGACAAAAAUGAAAACCUCGGUCGGAAAAGUGAACUGAGUCUAGACUUAGACAGUGAUGUUGUUAGAGAAACAGUGGACUCCCUUAAGCUGUUGGCACAAGGACAUGGUGUUGUUCUAUCAGAGAACAUCAGUGACAGAAGUUAUGCUGAGGGGAUGUCACAGCAGGACAGUAGAAACAUGAACUAUGUGAUGCUAGGGAAGCCCAUGAACAAUGGGCUCGUGGAGAAGAUGGUGGAGGAGAGUGAUGAGGAAGUAUGUCUAAGCAGUCUAGAGUGCCUGAGGAACCAGUGCUUUGACCUGGCCAGGAAACUCAGCGAGACCAAUCCGCAGGACAGGAGUCAACCACCCAACAUGAGUGUACGCCAACAUGUCCGGCAAGAGGACGACUUUCCUGGGAGGACGCCAGACAGGAGCUACUCGGAUAUGAUGAACCUUAUGCGGCUGGAGGAACAGCUAAGCCCCAGGUCUAGAACGUUCUCCAGCUGUGCCAAGGAGGAUGGGUGUCAUGAGAGGGAUGAUGACACCACAUCAGUGAACUCAGACAGGUCUGAGGAAGUGUUUGACAUGACCAAGGGCAAUCUGACUCUGCUAGAGAAAGCCAUUGCCUUGGAGACAGAGAGAGCCAAGGCCAUGAGGGAGAAGAUGGCCAUGGAUGCUGGGAGAAGGGAUAACCUGAGAUCCUAUGAGGACCAAUCUCCAAGACAGCUGGCUGGGGAAGACAGAAAAUCCAAAUCCAGUGACAGCCAUGUCAAAAAGCCAUACUAUGAUCCCUCAAGAACAGAAAAGAGAGAGAGCAAGUGUCCAACCCCCGGGUGUGACGGAACCGGCCACGUAACUGGGCUUUACCCGCAUCACCGCAGUCUGUCUGGAUGCCCGCACAAAGAUAGGGUCCCUCCAGAAAUUCUUGCCAUGCAUGAAAAUGUUCUCAAGUGUCCCACUCCAGGCUGCACAGGCCGAGGGCAUGUGAAUAGCAACAGGAACUCGCACAGAAGCCUCUCUGGAUGCCCUAUUGCUGCUGCAGAAAAACUGGCAAAGGCUCAAGAGAAACACCAGAGCUGUGACGUGUCCAAAUCCAACCAGGCCUCAGACCGAGUCCUCAGGCCAAUGUGCUUUGUCAAACAGCUUGAGAUUCCUCAGUAUGGCUACAGAAACAAUGUUCCCACAACCACACCGCGCUCCAACCUGGCCAAGGAGCUUGAGAAAUAUUCCAAGACUUCGUUUGAGUACAACAGUUACGACAACCAUACUUAUGGCAAAAGAGCCAUAGCUCCCAAGGUGCAAACCAGGGACAUAUCCCCCAAAGGAUAUGACGAUGCCAAGCGGUACUGCAAGAAUGCCAGCCCCAGCAGCAGCACCACCAGCAGCUAUGCACCCAGCAGCAGCAGCAACCUCAGCUGUGGUGGUGGCAGCAGCGCCAGCAGCACAUGUAGCAAGAGCAGUUUUGACUACACACACGACAUGGAGGCGGCACACAUGGCAGCCACAGCCAUCCUCAACCUGUCCACGCGUUGCCGUGAAAUGCCACAGAACCUAUCUACCAAGCCACAGGACCUGUGUACUGCCCGGAACCCAGACAUGGAAGUGGAUGAGAAUGGCACCCUGGACCUGAGCAUGAACAAGCAGAGGCCUCGAGACAGCUGCUGCCCAGUGCUGACGCCCCUGGAGCCCAUGUCCCCCCAGCAGCAGGCAGUGAUGAGCAGCCGAUGCUUCCAGCUGAGUGAGGGUGAUUGCUGGGACUUGCCUGUAGACUACACCAAAAUGAAGCCUCGGAGGGUGGAUGAGGAUGACCCCAAAGAGAUUACCCCAGAAGACUUGGACCCAUUCCAGGAGGUUCUGGAAGAAAGAAGGUAUCCAGGGGAGGUGACCAUCCCAAGCCCCAAACCCAAGUACCCUCAGUGCAAGGAAAGCAAAAAGGACUUAAUAACUCUGUCUGGCUGCCCCCUGGCGGACAAAAGCAUCCGAAGUAUGCUGGCCACCAGUUCCCAAGAGCUCAAGUGCCCCACCCCUGGCUGUGACGGUUCUGGACACAUCACUGGCAAUUACGCUUCUCAUCGAAGCCUUUCUGGGUGCCCACGAGCAAAGAAGAGUGGUAUCCGGAUAGCACAGAGCAAAGAGGACAAGGAAGACCAGGAGCCAAUCAGGUGUCCGGUACCUGGCUGUGACGGCCAGGGACACAUCACUGGGAAGUAUGCAUCCCACCGCAGCGCCUCGGGGUGCCCCUUGGCGGCCAAGAGGCAGAAAGAUGGGUACCUUAACGGCUCCCAGUUCUCUUGGAAGUCGGUCAAGACGGAGGGCAUGUCCUGCCCUACACCCGGAUGUGAUGGGUCAGGACACGUCAGUGGCAGCUUCCUCACACACCGCAGCUUGUCAGGAUGUCCAAGAGCCACAUCAGCAAUGAAGAAAGCAAAGCUGUCUGGAGAACAGAUGUUGACUAUCAAGCAGCGAGCCAGCAACGGUAUAGAAAAUGAUGAAGAAAUCAAGCAGUUAGAUGAAGAGAUCAAGGAGCUUAAUGAGUCCAAUUCCCAGAUGGAGGCUGACAUGAUCAAACUCAGAACUCAGAUCACCACGAUGGAGAGCAACCUGAAGACGAUUGAGGAGGAGAACAAAGUCAUUGAGCAGCAGAAUGAGUCGCUCCUGCACGAGUUGGCCAACCUGAGCCAGUCCCUGAUCCACAGCCUCGCCAACAUCCAGCUGCCUCACAUGGAUCCAAUCAAUGAACAAAAUUUUGAUGCUUACGUGACUACUUUGACGGAAAUGUAUACAAAUCAAGAUCGUUAUCAGAGUCCAGAAAAUAAAGCCCUACUGGAAAAUAUAAAGCAGGCUGUGAGAGGAAUUCAGGUCUGAACAGCUGCCCUAGUGGUGACUCAUGCUUAAAGAGGAUGCCUCUUGUUUCUUGCUGCUGUAACUUACCAGAAAGUGUUAUAUAUUUAUUUCUGUCGGAACAGUGUUAUGCUACAAGACUUCAUAAUGGUUUUGUGUGCUCUCGAGAGAGUACCUGCAGACUAGUUUUGGAUACAUUCACAUUUUGUACGUUUUCAUAUAAGCUGACAUAGUGUGAUUUGCCAUGUAAUGUUUAUAGCUGCUGCUGUCUGCACAUUUGGGGGUCUCUAUAUUUCUG
Molecule: messenger RNA, 4869 nt
Organism: Apodemus sylvaticus (European woodmouse)
Lineage: Eukaryota; Metazoa; Chordata; Mammalia; Rodentia; Muridae
Gene: Myt1l
Product: myelin transcription factor 1 like
Exons: 25
Coding region: 1038-4595 (1185 amino acids)
Biological process (GO): regulation of transcription by RNA polymerase II
Cellular component (GO): nucleus
Molecular function (GO): RNA polymerase II cis-regulatory region sequence-specific DNA binding; DNA-binding transcription factor activity, RNA polymerase II-specific; zinc ion binding
Source: RefSeq, a predicted model, not a curated record